Neoarthrinium moseri is the source of this 1137-nucleotide messenger RNA. RefSeq lists its product as uncharacterized. Bases 1 to 1137 code for a protein of 378 amino acids. NCBI's taxonomy places the organism in Eukaryota, Fungi, Ascomycota, Sordariomycetes, Amphisphaeriales, Apiosporaceae. The transcript has 7 exons. The record is from RefSeq and is a predicted model, not a curated record.
AUGGUCGCAUGCAUGUGGAUCGUCAGCUGGCUAGCCACUUUGGUAGUCUGCGCCAACGCCUGGGGACUGGUGUCCCCCAUUGAACUAGAGAGCAAGUUCAAGGAGUCAAGCCUAGUUGCUGUAGCUUUCAUCGCUCCAUCGGAAGCAAAAUCACAGUCGUUAGAGACACAGUGGGAGGGAGCUGCAUCUGAAGCAAACAUCCCUCUGCUUAGCAUCGACUGUGUUGCUAAUGCCGAUGCCUGCAAACCCCAUACAGACUCGGCAUAUCCUACCGUGAAGCUGUUCAAUAAUGGCGAGGCUACAUCGAAAUUCCAGGGACCCAGAAGGGCUACAGCUAUUCUAGCUUGGCUUGAAAGGACGCAACGACCUGUCCUUUCUGAUGUCGACAUCACGUCCCUCACUGCGUUCAGAUCAGCAGAUGAGACGGUAUUUAUAGCCUAUAUCGACCCGGAGGAUGUAGAGUCUCGAGCUGUGUUCCAGGAUGUGGCAGAAGCAUUUUCUGCCGAAUUCACCUUUGGCAUCAGCACCGACGCAGAAAGUCGCGCAUCAGAGGAACUACAAGCCCCGGCUAUCAAGUGCUACAAACCUAUUGACGGCGAUACUAAAGUUUUCAAAGGGAAGCUUGAUCAACAAUCAUUGGAGUCUUUUGUUAAAGAGGCAUCGCGUCCUAUUAUCGGCGAGUUGCUUCCCCAUACCCACCAGCGUUUCCUAGACCGCGAGUGGCCUAUGGUGUAUGUAUUCGCCGAAACAGAGGCCGAGCGCACAGAGCUGCGGCAGUCGCUGAAGAAGCUGGCUCGCAGCCAAUACAAAUCACUGACCAUGGUCACGGUCGACCCAUUGGAGUUUCCGGAACUACCAGCCAAGCUUGGUCUUGAGGCAGGCGUCUUCCCAUCUGGUGCAGUCCACCAGCUAUCGACAAACAGGAUCUAUCCUUAUCCUAAAGGCCAACCCAUCAACUCCCGCGCUUUGCAGCAAUGGGGAUUGGACGUUUGGCAAGGACGAAUCGACCCUUGGACGCCUGCUGGCGCUACUCCAGUGCCAAGGGCUGACACACCCGGUCGAAUCAAGGCCACACGCAAAGUUUCCAUGAGGAGCUUUCCAGGCAUGAAGAUUAAUAUUGGUCGCGAUGAGCUGUGA